AUUUCUAGCUUGAUUCAUCCUCUUUCUCCGCCAUAUCAUCUUCUCCUUUUUAUUUCACCUGAAAUUCUUCGGAUUCAUCAUCUAACUGUCACUUCCCUCUUGUUGAUCAGCUUCCAAGAUUCUUGGUUUCCACGUACGUGUCAGAGGAGUUUCAGUAUUGUACAUAUAUAGAUCAUUAUAUUCUUUUAGGAAAACAAGUAUCAGAAUUGGGGUUUAGGUAGGUAGCAGUCGAGAAUAAUCAUCGACGGUUUGGAUCCCAUCGGAUGGCGAUGUUCCGUCGCUUAUUUUACAAAAAGCCACCCGAUCACCUUCUCGAGAUCUCGGAGCGUGUUUAUGUUUUUGACUGCUGUUUCUCGAGCGAUGUCAUGGGAGAGGAUGAGUACAAACUGUACUUGGGCGGCAUCGUGGCGCAGCUACUUAAACAUUUCCCAAAUGCAUCUUUCAUGGUGUUUAACUUUAAAGAAGGAGAACAGCCUAGUCAAAUAUCAGAAGUCUUGUCUCAGUACAACAUGACGGUUAUGGAAUAUCCUCGGCAGUACGAGAGUUGCCCUCUCUUACCUCUCGAAAUGAUCCAUCACUUUUUGAGAUCGAGCGAGAGCUGGUUAUCUUUGGAAGGUCAACAGAAUUUUCUGUUGAUGCAUUGCGAAAGAGGUGGUUGGCCUAUUCUUGCGUUUAUGUUAGCAGGGCUACUACUAUACAGAAAGCAGUAUCAGGGGGAGAUGAAGACUCUCGAGAUGGUGCACAGACAGGCUCCCAAGGAGCUUCUUCAGAUAUUGUCUCCUCUAAACCCUCAGCCGUCGCAGCUCAGAUAUCUUCAGUACAUUUCUAGAGUUGAUUGGCCUCCUUCAGACACGCCUCUUCUUUUGGAUUGCUUGAUUCUCAGUGAUCUUCCACAUUUUGAUGGAAGAAAAGGUUGCAGACCAGUUUUAAGGGUUUAUGGUCAGGACCCUAAUGCUGGACCCAACAGGAGCUCCAUGCUUCUCUUUUCCGCACCAAAGACAAAUACACACACUCGCCUCUACCAACAGGAAGAGUGUAUCCUGGUGAAAUUAGAUAUUCAGUGCCGUGUUCAAGGGGAUGUUGUUCUGGAAUGUAUACACUUGCAUGAUGAUUUGGUGCGUGAGGAGAUGGUCUUUAGAAUCAUGUUCCACACAGCAUUUGUACGCAGUGAUGCUUUAGUGGUCCGACGCGAUGAGAUGGAUGUACUUUGGGAGGCUAAGGACCAGUUCCCAAAGGAAUUUAAGGCAGAGGUACUAUUUUCUGGUGCUGAUGCUGUGGUGCCUACUAUCGCAACAGCUCCAAUGUCAGAAGAUGAGAAGGAAGAUAUCACUUCACCUGAAAAAUUUUAUGAGGUGGAGGAGACUUUUAGCCAUGUGAUUGAUGACCAUAAGAUUGACUCAGAUAGUUUUGGGGUUGUUGAUACUGCUUCAGAUGAUUCUGAGGGUAAAGAGGUGUGGAAGGGAGACGUGGAACCCCAUGCGUUUCUAGAUUGUGCAUCUGAUGGUUCAAAUCAUAAACAUGAUGUGCAUGGAGAGGCUAGCACAGAUCCAGUCAAAGAUAUCACUGUUGAUGAUGUACAGUAUAGGCCAGAUGGGAAGGCAGAUACCAAUAUUGACUCAGUGAAGGAUAUAGAAAUAGACGAUGGUGAUGAGCAGCGAGAGAGAAGGACCUUGGAAGCAAAGGAAAAUGAUGUAGAAGGCAGUGAUUCCCCGAAUGAUAUAGAGCCUACAACUCAGGAAACAAAUACCAAAAUCAACAACCCCAUUUCAGAGAAAACACAAGACGGAGCAGCUGCAUCACCUCCUCCACCGAGCCAGAAUGACAGCUUCUUUCAAACACCUCAGAUUCCACCAUCUCCUCCGUUUGCAUUUGAGAGACCAAACAGUGGGAUCAUGUUGCCUCCACCACCUCCUUUUGCAUCUGAGAAACCAAAUAGUGGAAUUAUGUUGCCACCACCGCCUCCUCCUCCUACUCCCCCACCUCCGUUUGCAUCUUCCAGGAGAAAAAGUGAAACCAUGUUGCCUCCUCCACCACCACCUCCACCACCGUGGAAGUCUGUGGAUACUUCGAGUUUUGAAACUCAUGAGACAUGCUCUACAUCUUACGGUUCUCCACCGCUGCCUCCACCACCUCCUCCUUUUAGUAAAGCACAUUCAGUGCCUCCACCUCCCCCACCGCCUCCUUUUAGUAAAGCACAUUCAGUGCCUCCACCUCCACCGCCGCAUCCACCUCCUCCUCUUACUAAAGCACAUUCAAUCAUUCCUCCUCCAAGUUAUGGAUCGCCACCUCCUCCAAGUUAUGGACCUCCAGUUCCUCCCCCACCGCCUCCUUUUAGUAAAACUUCCCCUCCACCACCACCACCACCUCCAUUUAGUUCUGGUGGACCUCCCCCUCCACCAAUGAGUGCUCCACCUCCACCACCUCCUCCGAUGCGUGGAGGACCAGCUCCCCCGAUGCGUGGAGGAGCCCCUCCUCCGCCUCCUGGACCAAGACCUCCAGGUGUUGGACCUCCUCCACCCCCUGGACCAAGACCUCUUGGUGGUGGAAGAGGGCGUGGUCUUUUACGUCCAGGUGUGGGGCCGUCAAUUCAAAAAAAGUCUUCUCUAAAGCCCUUAUAUUGGGUUAAAUUAGCAAGGGCCUUGCAGGGAAGCUUAUGGUACGAGUUCGAGAGACGUGGAGUAGGGAAAAUUGCACAAGAAUUUGAUGUAUCAGAAAUAGAGACGCUUUUCCCUGCUACAGUGCCAAAACCGGCUGAUAAAUCUGGAGGUCGAAGAAAACCGAUAGAGGCAAAACCUGAAAAAAUUCAACUGAUUGACCUUAGGAGAGCCAAUAACACGGAAAUUAUGCUUACGAAAGUAAAGAUGCCACUGCCUGAUAUGAUGGCUGCAGUUCUGGCAAUGGAUGAUACUGUAUUAGAUAUCGAUCAGAUAGAGAAUCUUGUAAAGUUUUGUCCAACCAAUGAAGAGAUGGAACUUCUUAAGAACUACACUGGUGACAAGGAAAUGUUGGGAAAGUGUGAGCAGUACUUCCUAGAGCUAAUGAAGGUGCCACGAGUAGAAUCAAAGAUGAGAGUUUUUUCCUUCAAGAUUCAGUUCAGCACUCAGAUUACAGAAUUCAAGAAAAGUUUAAAUGUGGUAAUUUCUGCGUGUGUGGAGGUUAGAUGCUUGCAAGAGUUUAGAUUUUUUUCUGUAGUCCAUAUGCAUUUCUCUUUCUUAGAGGUUUUCUCCUCAUUGCUUGUUAAUCAGAUCCGCACUUCAGAAAAGCUAAAAGAAAUUAUACAAAGGAUUCUUUACCUGGGGAACAUAAUGAACCAGGGAACUGCAAGGGGCGCUGCAGUAGCAUUCAAGUUGGACAGUUUGUUAAAAUUAAACGAUACACGUGCUGUUAACAGCAAUACCACUCUCAUGCAUUAUCUCUGCAAGGUCAUUGCUACUAAGGCGUCAGAUCUACUGGACUUCCAUAAGGAUCUUGAAAGUCUUGAAACAGCUUCAAAGAUACAAUUGAAGUCGCUAGCUGAGGAAAUGCAAGCUAUAUCCAAAGGGCUGGAAAUACUGAAGCAGGAGCUCACUGCAUCCGAAAGUGAUGUUCCUCUUUCUGAAGUUUUCCGUAAAACAUUGAAAGAGUUCAUUUCAUUUGCUGAGGAUGAAGUGGAGACUGUAAAGAGUCUUUACUCUGACGUGGGAAAGAAUGCUGAUUUACUUUCUUGCUAUUUUGGGGAGAAUCCCAAAAACUGUACAUUUGAACAAGUUACUGCAACACUCUUGAAUUUUAUAAGGUUGUUCAAGAAAGCACAUGAAGAGAAUGUCAAGCAAGUGGAGUUGGAGAAGAAGAAAGCCGCAAAGGAAGCGGGAAUGGUAAAGGCCAAAGGAGUCAGUCUCAGAAAAAAAGCAGUUGAUGAUAGCUGACACAAAAACAUAAAUCGUAUUUCUCAAAUCGAACCAGUAUGGUUUUGUAUGCCAGUGGGGGAGGUGCAGUGCGGUUCAAGUAACCUAUCCGCAGAGUGGCACAGAGCGGUUAAAACAGGACCAGAGUCUACUGGGAGCGAGUUUCUCCUGGGUGGGCUAUCGAGGAACCAUUGGAGUAUGAGAGGCAGGUCUUUCCUCCACUCACGUUACAUGACUAACUCCACAUUGAUUAAUUCUAUCUAACUUGUGAAUAAGAAUUAUUUCCUGUUUAUUUAUAUAUUCUUGUCCUGAUUAGAGGAAUGUGUUGAUAGAUUCUAAGUGUUGUAUAGGUUUCAGGUUGAGUAAAAGAGAGAUGUAGAGUCUACUGAGUGUGUAACUAUGUAUCAUACCAACAAUAUCAAUGUUCUUUUCAUUA
Molecule: messenger RNA, 4320 nt
Organism: Brassica napus (rape)
Lineage: Eukaryota; Viridiplantae; Streptophyta; Magnoliopsida; Brassicales; Brassicaceae
Product: formin-like protein 20
Exons: 15
Coding region: 264-3905 (1213 amino acids)
Source: RefSeq, a predicted model, not a curated record